AUUUUUUUGCAGCAUGCAGCAACAACCUAGCUUUGAUGCGUUUUACCCACGCGGGGCGAUGAUGCUAUCUAGAACUAAACCGGCAUCUCCCAAUAUGUACUGGGAUGACAUUAUCAAAACAUGAAAGUUCAUCGAGAGCUCUGUCGACUGGGUUUCCGUAACCCCGGGUGAUUAGGCGGAUUGGACCGUCUUUUUGAUUGAAUUUGCGGUUGAGCAAGCUUCUUUUUCAGGAUGCCACCGCGAAAACGAUUGCGUGACGCCUCUCUAUCGGCAAGUGCGAAUAGCUCUUCGACAGGAAACAAGAGGCAAAAAACCAAGCUUAAUCUACCAACUGUUCCCCCUCGAAAGGCAACCCUCUUCGACUCUAUCGACACCGUCUCCACACCAGGAGCAUCUGCCAAGACUCGGUCUCCGGCAGAUAUUCUAGGCGUCAGCGACGAGGAUGACAGUUCCCUGUCAUCAUUGUCAGAUGAGGAGUUCAAAGAUGUGGUCGCAGCAGCGGAUCGCAGCCUCGAUAUGGCCGACGAGGAUGAUGAUGGUAGUGAUGAUGACGACGAUGACAUCGAGUUCGAAGAUGUCCAGGCUUCUCUUGCCCCAUUUGCUGAGGAGGCUGCGCCCUCUGGGGAUCUUGAGCUGACACUGGACCUAGACGGAAGGAUUUCGCUCACCAACGAGUACGGCAACAAAAAAGGGCCGUCCAAAAGGGAGCGGAUCACGCGCAAUGCGGUCCACCGAGUACACGUCAUGUUUCUCAUGUGGCAUAACGCCGUCAGGAACUCGUGGCUAUGUGAUGCCGAGGUCCAGGGUCUUCUGCUCUCUCAUGUCCCGCCCCGGGUCUGGGAAGAAUACGAACGAUGGCGAAGGGCCUCUGCUCUCGACAGGGCCAGCGAGACACCUGCGUCUAGAUCGAAUGCCCCCAAAACCAAGGGCAAAGGCAAGGGGUCAGCCAAAGAGACGGCGAGACCGUCAAGACGGGACUGGGGUGAUGCGGCUCAACGGCUAGAGAAUGGAACUGUCGACAUGAGCCACGGAGACCCGCUCUUCAGACUCAUGAAGGCAUUGUCUGCCUGGUGGAAGCAAAGAUUCCGUGUCACCGCACCGGGUCUUCGAAAAGUUGGUUACAUGUCACUUGAGCGUCUUGACCGUCUGACCAAAGGGUUCAAGAAUGGAGAUAAAAACACAGCGUUGUUCGGAGAACGUAUUGGGAGCUUGGAUGAGUUUAGACUCUGUGCUCAGAGCUGCACUGGUUCACGAGAUGUCGGAGCCCAACUUUUUACUGCCUUGUUGCGAGGGCUGGGGCUGGAGGCACGGAUGAUUGCUAGCCUUCAGCCCUUAGGAUAUGGUUGGUCGAAAUACGAGGAUGCUGAUCCCGAAGAAGAACGCAGUUCGCAACCAUCUCCUGAGAAGCCAACUCAAACCACGCAGACUCCUCAAAAGAAUACGAAGAACGAACCUCGACGGCAGCACGUAUCUAGUCGAUCUCGAGGAAAACAAAGUAAAGCCAUCGAGGAGGAGGAUUCGAAUUAUGUCGAUGACUUUGAACCACAAGAAGUGAAUAGCGAUGACGAAAUGGUUGUCGAGGUACCAAAGAAGAUGGCCCCACAAAGCAAAAAGUUCGACCAGGACCUUGAAUUCCCUCACUACUGGACUGAGGUGUUGUCUCCAGUGACACACAAGUACCUUGCCGUCGAUCCGGUGGUCAAAUUUGUUAUUGCCACCAACAGAGAGCUUGUCGAAAGUCUUGAACCUAGGGGUAGUAGGACAGAGAAGGCCAGGCAGGUUAUGGCCUACAUUAUGGGCUUUUCGUCUGAUGGAACCGCCAAGGACGUCACAGUUCGGUACCUCAAGCGACAAAUGCUGCCAGGUCGAACCAAGGGCGUUCGGUAUCCCAUCGAAAAGGUGCCUGUUUAUAACCACAAGGGCAAGGUGAAGCACUAUGAGCACGUUGAUUGGAUAAAAUCCGUCCUUCGUGGUUAUGUCAGAGGAAACAAGCGGCAUCCCAUUACUGAAGUAGAUGAGGAAGAAGACUCGACCGACCUGCGACCCGCCAAGCACGAGAAGAAAGAAGUGAAGGAAGGCGACGAGACUCUGCAGUAUUACAAGCAAUCCAAAGAGUACGUGCUCGAGAGGCACUUGAAACGCGAAGAGGCACUUUUACAAGACGCCACGCCGGUAAAGGUCUUCAAAGUAAAGGCGAAAGGCGGCGAGUUCACGGAAGAAAACGUCUACUUGAGAAGAGACGUUGUUCAGGUGAAGAGCGCCGAGACAUGGCACAAGCAAGGAAGGGCACCCAAAGAGGGAGAGAAGCCCCUGAAGAUGGUCCCAUAUCGUGCGGCUACGAUGAACAGGAAGAGAGACAUUGCAGCGGCCGAGGCAGCCACCGGAAAAAAGGUGCUCCAGGGACUCUACAGCAUGGACCAGACCGACUGGAUCAUUCCACCCCCGAUCAAGGACGGUAUCAUCCCAAAGAAUGAAUAUGGGAAUAUCGACCUCUUUGCCGAGCACAUGUGCCCUCAGGGUGCGGUGCACGUCCCAUUCCGAGGCGCGGUCAAGGUAUGCCGAAGACUUGGCGUAGAUUACGCAGAAGCUGUGAUCGACUUUGAGUUUGGACACCGGAUGGCGGUUCCGGUCAUCCAAGGUGUCGUGAUUGCAGAGGAGCACCACGAUCGUGUUAUGGAAGAGUUGGCCAAAGACGAGGCCGAACGGGCGCGCAAAGAGGAUGCGAAGCGGACGGCUGCGGCCCUGGCCAUGUGGCGCAAAAUGCUCAUGGCGAUGCGCAUCACAAACAGACUCCGGGAGGAAUAUGGAAAUGUUGGUGAUGGAGACCUGCGCAUCAUCCAAACUAGCCGGAGCCGCGCCGAUGAAACCACCCACAGGCCCGCAGAUGCUUCUGCCGGGUUUGAUGAGGACACAGCCGGCGGAUUCCUGCCAGCAGGGUACGAAUGCGAAAGUCAGGAGACAGAAGAUAAGGCGGUUGAGAACCAGGAAGCCCCUCGUGUCUCGAGCUAUUUCCCUGUUGCUGGAGAGGACGAUGAAGAUGAUGAUGACGACCUUGUCGUCGAGGACGCUCAAAUGGACGAUGCCACCUCGCCGGCUCUUGCUGGCGGGUCUGCUAUUAUUGGAGAUACUGAGCGCAGCGGGGAGCACGGUGAUGCCUUAGCUUCUGAUGGUGAACAGCACCAAGCUGAUGCCCCAGUUAUGGAGGAGGAUGCGGUUUAUUCGAAUGGUUCAAGCAGGUCUGCCGCGUCGAAGCGCAGACGAGCCACUGUCGAAGCUUCGCCCGCUACUCGGGUGAGGCCAUCACGCCAGGCUGCCAAAAAGGCCAAACCUAAACUGAAGCAGCUUGAGUCCGAUAUUGAUACUCAAUAACUACUCGAGCAUUUUCACCGGCUGGUGGGCAUGAGGGUUUCCUGCUUUGUGACCUUGUAAUGGAACGCUAUGGAGUCGAAGGGAUACUACUAUGGAGUUUUUAAAGUGUUUAUCUGUGACGCUACUCGUAAGUUAUGUAGCGUAGAUACGCUAUACCCGAAACCACCAGAUUGGCUUUUGUGAGUGAAUAUUAAUUCUGAAACGUAACAUGUGCUG
This is a messenger RNA of Pyricularia oryzae 70-15, 3585 nucleotides long. RefSeq lists its product as uncharacterized. Gene Ontology annotation, biological process: nucleotide-excision repair; mismatch repair. The transcript is spliced from 2 exons. Gene Ontology annotation, molecular function: damaged DNA binding; single-stranded DNA binding. NCBI's taxonomy places the organism in Eukaryota, Fungi, Ascomycota, Sordariomycetes, Magnaporthales, Pyriculariaceae. Gene Ontology annotation, cellular component: cytoplasm; XPC complex; nucleotide-excision repair factor 2 complex. Bases 232 to 3369 code for a protein of 1045 amino acids. The record is from RefSeq and is a predicted model, not a curated record.